AUGGCGGCCCCAGGUUCUUUGAAUCUGGGAUCUACGGCUUUUAGUACACAAGUUACUGCACCAGCAAGUAUUGUCUCUACGACCUCAGCUACUUUAAGCUCAGGUCCAGGAACAACCUUGCCAUUUAUUUUACUUCCUACUUUGCAAACAUCAGAGUUCGAUGCAGAAUUUCUCGCCAAAAAUGCAAGUCUUCUACGAAGAUUAAAAGCACAACAGGCCAGAGAUGAACAGAUCCUCGGUUUGCGAACCAGGCUCUUUCAUGAAGAAGCUCCAAUAGGGACUAUGGGUCCCACAAUGAUCACCCCUCCUACAUUCUCCACAGUCGUCACUUCGAAAACUUAUACUGGAUAUGUACAAGGUUCCUCCGGGCCUUCACCAGCAAUGACUAUGCGAAAUGAAACGCAGAUGGAUGUAAUCAGCGAUCCGGAACUUACCAAGCCGUACCAUCCAGUUUCCAUGACAGCCAAAUCAAAGUUUAGUGCUCGUAUAACACACGCUAAACUUCCUCCGAAGCUCAAAAUGCCAACUACGGUGAAAAAGUAUGAUGGCACAACUGAUCCGGAUGAUCAUAUGUUCGAGUUUGACGGAGCUGCACGAGUUGAACAAUGGCCGAUGCCAGCAUGGUGCUUUAUGUUCGCACAAACUCUAACUGGAGCCGCACGAGUAUGGUUUGACGCGUUGAAUGAAGGUGAGAUCAACGACUUUGAAGAGUUCCGAAGGUUAUUCCUCCAAAAUUUCAGCCAGCAAAGGCACUACCCUAAAGAAAUUACCGAAGUCCACAACAUCCGGAGAAAGGACGGAGAAUCUUUAGACAGUUUCAUUGACCGGUUUAACCGGGAAAGCAUGCAGAUCAGUGGGGUAGUUGACCAACUGCGUAUCUCCGGAUUCUGUCACGGCGUUCGGAAUAAUCAGCUAGUUGAAAAAUUGCACGAAAAUUUCCCAAAGACGAUGGAGGUACUCAUGGAACGAGCCAGAGCUUUUGCUCGAGGCAAGAACGCAUGUAAUCCUGCUCCGGAGUCAGAUCACAAGAUGUCUUCGUGGAAGAAAAAUGAUCUCUCCAAAACUCCCAGUGAAAUUCUCAGUGCGGAAGGGGCGAAUUUCCCCGCUCCAUCAAAACUUCGAAACCCAGGAGACAAAAAUUCCAAGAAAUAUUGUGACUACCAUCAUGCUCGGGGUCACAAUACAGAUGACUGCUGGUCUUUGAAGCAAGAAAUAGAAAAAGCAGUACGGUCCGGAAAGCUAUCGCACCUAGUCAAAGAAGUAAAGGAAGGAAAAUCUUCAGGAAAUUCGGGAGAUAAUCCGAACAAUCAACCAGCAAUUUGCAUGAUCCGAAGGGUGAACAACCAAGGCAUCAAGCGAUCCAAUCAGCACUUGGCCGCUUGGAUGCAGCAACCCAUUGGUUUCCCGCCCAUCAGUCUGGAAGAUAUCAAGGAUGGACCAGUCAUAGUGUCCGCAAUCAUUGCAGGUCACAAGGUUCGAAGAGUAUACGUUGACAGCGGUAGCGCCACCGAGAUUAUGUACAAGCAAUGUUUUCAACAGUUAGCCCCACAGACAAAGGCGAAAUUGCUCCGAGUAUCAAUGCCUUUGGUCAGUUUUUCCGGAGAGGUGGUACAGCCGUUAGGCCAAAUCACUCUGCCGACAACGAUGGGGGAAGGAAGUUUGGUUCGAACUGUCAAUCUGACGUACCUAGUGGUUGAAGCAAGGUCCGUCCACAAUGUCAUACUAGGAAGACCCGGUAUGUGCGCCUUCGGAAUUAUCAGUUCUACCAUACAUGGAGCGUUAAAAUUUCCCACCGAAGCAGGGGUAGCAACACUGUACUCCGAAUCUACGAUCGGUGUAGCCGAAAUACGACAGAGCGAUGCUAAUGACGAGCCUCCUAAUACUCUCACGGAAGAAUGGGCUAUACACCCACACUUUCCUGAACAAAAAAUUGCAAUCGGGGCCCAACUUCCCGAGCAAACCAAGAAGAAGUUGUGGAAACUACUGUCCAAUUCACUCGACGUAUUCGCCUGGCAAACCUCCGACAUGGUUGGAGUUCCCCGGUGUUUAGCCGAACAUAAGUUAAAAGUGUCGCACUCAAUAAAACCAGUAGCUCAGAGAAAAAGAAACAUGGCCCCGGCUCGUAACAAGGCCAUCUCCGAAGACGUACGAAAGCUGCUGAGCGCCGGUAUUAUAAGAGAGGUACGCUACCAAACUUGGGUCUCUAAUCCAGUAAUGGUAACAAAGAAAGACAAAACCUGGAGAAUGUGCGUCGAUUUUUCCGAUCUAAACAAUGCGUGCCCAAAGGACUGCUAUCCUUUGCCAGAGAUUGAUUUAAAGAUAGACUCCCUCUCAAGUUUCCGUCUUAAGUGCUUCCUAGAUGCGUAUAAGGGUUAUCAUCAAAUCCAAAUGGCUUCGGAGGACGAAGAUAAGACCGCGUUCGUAACAAAUGAGGGUCUGUUUUGUUAUACUAAAAUGCCAUUCGGCUUAAAAAACGUCGGAGCCACAUACCAGAGAUUAAUGGAUAAAGCGUUUAAAGAUCAGAUCGGAAGAAACUUGGAGAUCUAUGUCGAUGACCUAGUCAUAAAAAGCCGGGCCGAAGACGACAUGAUAGAUGACAUACUCGAAACCUUCACCAGGCUUCGGAGUAUCAACCUUAAACUCAAUCCCAAAAAAUGCUCUUUCGGCUUAGAAGAGGGAAAAUUCCUCGGGGUAUGGGUUACACGAUCUGGAAUCCAGGCGCAUCCUGAUAAAAUCAAAGCGGUAGUCUCCAUGCAGCCUCCUAAAACUAUCAAAGAGAUCCAGUCUCUAAAUGGCAAGCUCGUCGCCCUUCAUCGUUUUGUUUCAAAAGCGGCAAACCGCUCUAUCCCUUUCAUGAAUGUAUUGAAAAAACGAACGGCAAAAGGCCAAAUAGAGUGGACGCCAGAAGCAGAUUCGGCAUUUCAGGAGCUGAAGGUAUGUCUCGGAUCCUUACCUACUUUAACCGCACCAGCUACCGGAGAAACUGUCACGGUAUAUCUCUCUGCUUCCCAUUUUGCGAUAAGUGCAGUACUCGUAGUACACCGGAAUCAGGCACAAAUCCCGGUCUAUUACGUGAGCCGUAUACUGAAAGACUACGAAACUCGGUACCCGAUGAUCGAAAAAUUAGCACUCGCCUUGGUACAUGCUUCCAGACGCCUCCGAAGGUACUUCCAAGCUUUCAAUAUAGAAGUACAGACUGAUCUCCAGAUCCAGCAAAUCCUCAGGAAGCCAGAGGUCUCCGGACGUCUCACCAAAUGGGCAAUAGAGCUCAGUGCCUUCGAUAUCACCUAUCGUACCAGAGGUCCAGUAAAAGGCCAGGCAGUGGCAGAUUUCCUUACAGAGGUCCCAACCGGAGAGAGCACCAAGGAAAAACCCGCCUUGCCAAAGGUAUGGAACUUAUACACCGAUGGGGCCUCCAGUAAAGAAGGCUCGGGAGCAGGAUUGAUCCUAAUAGAUCCGGAAGGAAUAGAGUAUACCUAUGCUUUACGUUUCGAAUUUAAAACCUCAAACAAUGAAGCAGAAUAUGAGGCUCUCCUUGCAGGCCUGCAAACCGCAGCCAAAGCAGGUGCAACCUCCGUAUUAGCUCAUGUUGAUUCAUUAUUGGUAGCCAAUCAAGUCAGCGGCGAGUACGAAGCACGAGAGGAUAAUAUGGUUCGGUAUCUUCAGCAGGUCAACAGUCUAAUCUCCUCUUUCGAUUCCUGCAAAAUAGUACACAUACCGAGGAGCAAAAACAAAAAGGCCGAUGCCUUGAGCAAGCUUGCGUCCGUAGCAUUCUGUCAUUUAUCAAAAGAGGUUCUAGUCGAAACCUUGCAGAUUCCGGCCAUCCAACAGACAAGGUCAGUUAUGUCAGUCUCCACGCCCGAUAAUUCUUGGAUGACUCCGAUCGUGGAUUACUUGAAAAAUGGGACGCUUCCGGAAGACAAAGCUCAGGCGCGGAAGUUGAAAGUAAAAGCGCUGCAGUAUCAGAUGCACGAUGGUCAACUCUACAGAAAAACCUUUCUAGGUCCGCUCUUAAAGUGCCUAACACCAGAGGAAGCAAGUUACGUUAUAAGGGAAAUCCAUUGGGGAAUAUGCGGCAUCCACGCAGGACCGAGAAUGGUUAUAGCAAAAAUCAUGAACGCCGGUUAUUUCUGGCCAGGAAUGCAUCAAAGCGCGAUAAAUGAGCUGCAAUCAUGCGAAGACUACCAGCGCCACGCUCCCGUAAGCCAUCGUGCCAAAAACAAUCUUGUUCCCGUAAUGUCGGCCUGGCCAUUUCAGAAAUGGGGAAUUGACAUCGUAGGUCCUUUCCCUGUCUCCACCGGAGGGGUAAGAUUCCUGCUGGUGGCCAUCGACUACUUCACUAAGUGGGUCGAAGCCAAACCCCUCUGGACGAUCACAGGAGACCAAGUGCUGAGGUUCGCAUGGGAAAACAUAGUGUGCAGGUUCGGAAUGCCUCUCUGCAUAGUAAGCGACAACGGAAAGCAAUUUGCGGAGAAGCCGUUUAAAACAUGGUGCCAAAGAAUGCACAUCGAACAGAGCUUCGCUUCGGUGGCUCAUCCCCAGGCCAACGGACAAGUGGAAAGAGCCAACCAGAGUAUUGUGGAAGGCAUUAAAAAGCGGUUGGGGAAGGAAGGCGUCUCAUGGGCGGACGAGCUCCCGCAUGUCCUAUGGGCACACCGAACCAUGCCUAAGACGAGCAAUAAAGAAACUCCCUUCAGCUUGACAUACGGCACCGAAGCUGUCAUACCCGCAGAAGUAGGGAUCCCCACGCCUCGCAUACAAUUGAGCCAGCAAGAGAAUGAACGAGAACUCCGCCUAAAUCUCGAUUUAAUUGAAGAGAGGAGAGAACUUGCGGCAAUCCGGGAAGCCAAGUAUAAAAAAGAGUUGGAAAAACACUACAACUCCAAAAUUAAAGAAACCCGGUUCAAAAUCGGAGAAUAUGUGAUGCGGAGCAAUGAAGCGAGCUUAACUGAAGGAACGGGGAAGUUAGCUCCCAAAUGGGAAGGACCUUACCAGAUCAAAACGGCUGGAAAAGACGGCGCGUAUACUUUAAGCAAGAUGGAUGGAACCUCCGUUCCACGUACUUGGAACGGAGUACAUCUAAAAAAAUGUUAUCUUUAG
This is a messenger RNA of Helianthus annuus (common sunflower), 5100 nucleotides long. RefSeq lists its product as uncharacterized. Gene Ontology annotation, molecular function: nucleic acid binding; RNA-DNA hybrid ribonuclease activity. The coding region runs from base 1 to 5100 and encodes 1699 amino acids. The transcript has 2 exons. Lineage: Eukaryota; Viridiplantae; Streptophyta; Magnoliopsida; Asterales; Asteraceae. Gene Ontology annotation, biological process: DNA integration. The record is from RefSeq and is a predicted model, not a curated record.